CCAAUAUUGCCGGGUUCAAUAUAACAAAAGACUUCAAUAUCGUCCUAAUUUUGACUCAGAUUAUGGAAAUGGAGAUCGCUUAAGGUAUAAAAUGAAUAAUUUUUUCCUAGUCAAAAGAGACCACAAAAAUGUUAUCACUAUGCGCAAAGAAUGGGCAUUAUCGGAACCUCCCAAAUUCGACAUUCUGCCUCCACCUUCCUUUUUCGCCGAACAUUGUCUUGAAGAAGCUCUUAUUAAACCAAUAGACUUACUAAAUUCUCAUUCAGUCAGCUCUAAAUGUUCGAGACCUUAUUCGAUGAAUCCUCGAAAUGAAAUCAGCCCUGGAAUCUAUGAUAAUAAUUUUAGAAAUAAGGAUUUGUUACUAGCUUUCAAUAGUCUAUAUAAAGAUGAACACAGUAAAAACGGUAAUAAUUUUAGCUGGAUAUCUUCUUCUUCCAUUAGCCUCGCUGAUGAUGAUGUUAAAGGGGGUUACCGAAAGUAUGACGAUUUAAUGAAAUACAAGCAGGGCGGACAUGAUUGGAUGAGUGAUAGUGAUGCUAAUGCCAAAGUUGUAGAGAUGGAUGUUUCUGUAGGUUUUUGGGUGACAAUAGUGGUAUCAUCUCUAUUUUUGGCCUCCUUGCUUUUCCUCGUAUUUCUAACCGGAUAUUUCAUUUAUAAAAAAAAUCAAAAACAGCUUAAAUGUGUCGGAUUUAAAAAAGAUUCUUGCUUGAUCUACAAGAAUACUGAUAAUUUGAUCAACAAAAAAACUAAUCAUUUAGACAAUUUGGAAUUGAGUAAUAGUUUACUGGAAGAUAAUCGAAAUCAUCAAUGCAUAGUGGUUCCAGUCCAGAAAAUAUCUCAAACACAAAACACUAAUCUUCCUUGGAACCUUCUAUGUGCGAAUAAAACCCAAGGAGUAGAAUCUGAAAAAAAUGAUAAAUUUUAUUAUUAUUACAAUAUCAACCAGCAACAGAAUAGGUGGUGGAAUAAAUAUCAACAUAAGAAUGAAAAUACUUUUUCCAAAGAAACAGAACCGACUUAUAUUAUAGUGCCUAUGACCACAAAUGAUCCUAACACAAAUAAUCUAAAUAGACGAAGACUGUCCGCCUAUAAUGAUUAUUCCAAGGAUUUUCACAAUGAUUCUAAAACGUAUUCUUUUCAAUAUCACACAAUGCAAUAUCCUGUCAAAUCAAAGCUUCAUAGCAAUAAUAAUAUUAAAAGAUAUGAGGCAUACAAUCAAUUAAUGGAGCAUGGGGCUAUAGUUGAAGACGUUCCUAAGUUAAUUGAAGAUGAAAAUGUAUCCCAAAAAUUUGUUUCAGAGCUUCACAUUAAUAGGAAUAUGGCACAAUCUCACCUUAACAUAACAAAUAAUGAUAAAAAAAAUGCAAUAAAUAAUCUUCCCGACCUAACAGAUUGCCAUUAUUCUGGAAACUAUCCACCCAUAGACUGUUAUAAAUAUCUGAGACUAUUUCGAUAUCAUCAAGACCAUAUCUCACGCGAAGAUAAUAAUGUUAAAUUAAAUGACAUAUUUAAAGAAAGAUACGAUAUAUUCCCCGAACAUAAUUCAUCAGCGGAAACUAAGCCUGAUUAUAUUUUACAAGAGAAAAAAACAUAAAUGUUGUAGACACCGCUUACCAUGGGCAGGCUCUAUAAACGUAUGAUAACCUUAUAGAAAUUAG
Messenger RNA from Gordionus sp. m RMFG-2023, 1658 nucleotides. RefSeq lists its product as uncharacterized. The record is from RefSeq and is a predicted model, not a curated record. The transcript has 4 exons. NCBI's taxonomy places the organism in Eukaryota, Metazoa, Nematomorpha, Gordioida, Chordodea, Parachordodidae. The coding region runs from base 92 to 1594 and encodes 500 amino acids.